Molecule: messenger RNA, 1764 nt
Organism: Dissoconium aciculare CBS 342.82
Lineage: Eukaryota; Fungi; Ascomycota; Dothideomycetes; Mycosphaerellales; Dissoconiaceae
Product: FolC bifunctional protein
Exons: 3
Coding region: 1-1593 (530 amino acids)
Biological process (GO): tetrahydrofolylpolyglutamate biosynthetic process
Cellular component (GO): cytosol; cytoplasm; mitochondrion
Molecular function (GO): tetrahydrofolylpolyglutamate synthase activity; ATP binding
Source: RefSeq, a predicted model, not a curated record
AUGCAGCAAGAUCAGUGGGCCCUUGCAUUGAAACGUCCAAUGGGUAAGGAGUCGCGCGUCGCGCUUCAUUCUGCAAACCGCGAUUAUAAUGCCGCCGUGCAGGCUCUCAACGGCCUCCAAAGCAAUUACGCAAUCGUAGAAGCCAUUCGCAAAGCCGGUCCAGGAUCAAACAAGCAGGCCAUUCCGGAGAUGAUCGCGUGGAUACGAAGGGUUGGAUAUGAGCCCUCAGAUUUUGAUAUUCUAAAUCCAAUUCACGUCGCUGGCACAAAGGGCAAAGGCUCAACUUCAGCAUUCAUCUCGUCUAUAUUAACACAGUAUCUGCCAAGCAAGCUAAGCAUCCAUGCGGAACGUUUGCCUUCGCCGGUGGGUCUUUACACAUCGCCCCAUCUGCGAUCGGUUCGUGAGAGAAUCAAAAUCGACGACCAGCCCAUCUCCGAGGAGCUCUUUGCAAAAUGCUUCUGGCACGUUUGGGACCGUUUCGAAGCUACUAGAUCUGUCGAUGCCGAUUCACAGGCUCGAGCCGUGCGAGACAAGCCAGUCUACUUUCAUUUUUUGACCAUCAUGGCACUACAUUGUUACAUGCAAGCGAAGGUUGGCACAGCAGUAAUCGAAUGUGGUAUCGGCGGCGAGUACGACACCACUAAUGUCCUGAUCAGUCCUUCGGUGACAGCCGUUACAAGUUUGGGCAUCGAUCACAUAGCUUUACUCGGCAACACCAUUGAGGAAAUUGCAUGGCACAAAGCUGGAAUCUUCAAGAAGGACGUACCGGCCUUUACUAUCCAACAGCCUGAAGCCGCAAUAGCAGUCUUACGAGAGCGCGCCGCCGAACGGAAAACGAAAUUGCACAUCGUUCCUCCUCAUGCGGAUUUGCCCGACAUCACCUUAGGAUUGCAAGGUCAUUUCCAAACUCAUAAUGCGUCGCUUGCCAUCGCAGUAGCUGCCUCACAUUUGCAGCGGCUCGGCUUUACUGAUGUUCCGGACCCCUUCGACGCGACGGCUAAGCUGCCAAAUAAGUUUGUCACAGGCUUAGAGUCGACUCGCCUUGGUGGGCGAUGCGAUCUUCGCCAAGACACUAUACUCGCAGGUCUUCGCUGGUAUAUUGAUGGUGCUCACACCAUGGAAAGCAUUGAUGUUGUCGGGCAGUGGUUCUCAAGUCAGGCUUCGCAUCCCGAGCGAUCAGAGUCUAAACGAGUGAUCAUCUUCAAUCAGCAAAGUCGUGACGCCUCGGCGCUGGCGACCGCGCUUUUCCGUACAUUGGCAUCGGCUACCAACAACGUGCAUCCCUUCUCGCAUGCCAUAUUCUGCCGGAACAUUACCUAUCAAGAUGCUGGCUAUAAACCUGACCUGGUGUCGAUGAACACCAACGCCGAAGACAUUGAUACUCUCCGGGUGCAAAAUGAGCUUGCAGUCACCUGGCAGAAGUUAGACCCUCAAUCUGAAGUCCAUGUUUUAAGCACAAUCGAGGAAUCGAUUGCGCUGGCAAGACAAGUAGCUGGGGAUGGGACGACAGAGGUACUCGUUACCGGCAGUCUGCAUUUGGUCGGCGGCUGUAUCGAGAUACUUGAAGCCGAGACAGAAACACCAAGAAUAUAGGCAAGUCAGAAAGUGCCCGACGAAAACCAUUUCGGCCAUGCUUCCGAGCAGGUCUCAAACACUAGAAAGCUGUCACGGGCUUUAAUCAAAUUUUGGCAUGUCAUCUUAGCGAAUUCAUGCUCAGUGUGAGUAGUCGUUCUAUCGCACGUAUAAGACUUGUGGUAAAGAGUG